CUAGAGCGCCCUACCGUUCCCAGCGUGCGCUGCGCUGGCCUCCCUGCGGUGCGGGGUCCCGGGAUCGGCAGCACGUGCGUUGCAAGGCGGCCCGGCUGUGCAGCAUGUUCCUGCAGUAUUAUCUCAACGCGCAGGGUGACAGGGUCUACACCCUCAAGAAAGUGGACCCCUCUGGCCAGCUGACUUGCUCUGCACACCCUGCCCGCUUCUCACCGGAUGACAAGUACUCCCGCCACCGCAUCACCAUCAAGAAACGCUUCGGCGUCCUGAUGACCCAACAGCCGCAGGCCAUCCUGUGAACCGAGUGCCCAGCCUACUGGAGCUGCGGCUGAGCUGAGAUGGGGUCUAGCUGCUCCCUGAAUCCAGCCCCUGGCUCCCACAGACCCUGUGCUCUGCCCUUCUGCGAGAACCCGGGUUAAUUGCCCAUAUUGAGCUCCAACUGGAUACACUGUUCCUCUGGGGUGCAAAUAAAUUGUCUUGAUCCCA
Messenger RNA from Mauremys mutica (yellowpond turtle), 486 nucleotides. Its product is annotated as H/ACA ribonucleoprotein complex subunit 3. Lineage: Eukaryota; Metazoa; Chordata; Testudines; Geoemydidae. Bases 105 to 299 code for a protein of 64 amino acids. Gene Ontology annotation, biological process: rRNA pseudouridine synthesis; snRNA pseudouridine synthesis; positive regulation of telomerase RNA localization to Cajal body. Gene Ontology annotation, molecular function: telomerase RNA binding; box H/ACA snoRNA binding. Gene Ontology annotation, cellular component: box H/ACA snoRNP complex; box H/ACA telomerase RNP complex. The record is from RefSeq and is a predicted model, not a curated record. The transcript is spliced from 2 exons.